AUGAGGGCGGCCGAGAGGCCGCGCGGCCCGGCGAGCGGCCAGGGGGCACACCCGCUGCAGGGAGUCGCGGCCCCUGCGAAGCGCGAAGGUGAAGCCUGGCCUCCUUCCCUGUUUGGUCCCCACGAAAGGCCUAAGGAGCGGCGCUGGCACAGCCCGCGGCGGGUCAAGGCCGUCCCAGGGCAAACGGCGGAGGCAAAUGGCGGCGGCAGUGAAAACCCCGGAAGCCCCGCCCACGUACGUGAGCCGCAGGAAGCGCCCCUGUUCUUGGCAGGCAUUGGCCUCAGAUGCCUGCUGGAGACCACACCAGUGAAUCAUAGACGCAGCCGCACCAAAUUCACACAAGAUCAAUUGAAAAUCCUCAUCAAAGCAUUUGAUAAAAACCCUUACCCAGGUUAUGCUACCAAACAAAAACUUGCUUUAGAAGUCAAUACUGAAGAGUCUCGAAUCCAGAUUUGGUUUCAGAAUCGAAGAGCUAGGCACCAGAAGAAAUCAGAACCCGAUGAGGACUUAGAAUCAAGCCAAGACCAAGAUCACCUUGAAGAGGAGAUUCAAAGUAGAGAAGACAGACGGAGUCGUACCAACUAUACGUCCUUGCAAUUACACGCCCUCAUUGAGGCAUUUUCGAACAAUCCUUAUCCUGGCUUUGAUUCCAGAGAGCAACUUGCUAAAGAAAUUGGUGUUCCCGAGUCAAGAGUCCAAAUUUGGUUUCAAAAUCGGAGAUCCAGAUUCCAUGCCCAGAGAAAAAGAGAACCUGAUGAUGGAGACUUAGAACAGAGACAAGACCAGGAACAGGAUCUCUGA
This is a messenger RNA of Lynx canadensis (Canada lynx), 801 nucleotides long. Its product is annotated as double homeobox protein A. NCBI's taxonomy places the organism in Eukaryota, Metazoa, Chordata, Mammalia, Carnivora, Felidae. Gene Ontology annotation, molecular function: DNA binding. The transcript has 5 exons. Bases 1 to 801 code for a protein of 266 amino acids. The record is from RefSeq and is a predicted model, not a curated record.